This is a messenger RNA of Iphiclides podalirius (scarce swallowtail), 300 nucleotides long. The record is from the annotation of a GenBank genome assembly. NCBI's taxonomy places the organism in Eukaryota, Metazoa, Arthropoda, Insecta, Lepidoptera, Papilionidae.
AUGCAUUCCUGUUGGCGUCGUGACUGUAAGAAGAUUCAGCGGAAUGAAAGAACUAAAGAAAACAGGGAGAUGAAAAGAGGGAAUGGUGAUGUCAUUUCAAGACUGCUUCAACUUCCUGCAGUUUUUGAGUGUGAAGAAUUAAUGGGGCCUCAACGAUGUUUGCCAUAUACAUCGGCUUUUAAAGGUACUGUACCCGACAAUGAAAUCCGUCGUUGCAGUGGUCUCCUUAUACUCGUCAUCGAAAAGUGCUAUGAAGCCUUUAAUUUCGACGACGGAACAACUUCUGCGCCACAAAACGAU